Messenger RNA from Candoia aspera, 1710 nucleotides. RefSeq names its product transmembrane protein 121B (gene TMEM121B). The record is from RefSeq and is a predicted model, not a curated record. NCBI's taxonomy places the organism in Eukaryota, Metazoa, Chordata, Lepidosauria, Squamata, Candoiidae. Bases 1 to 1626 code for a protein of 541 amino acids. The transcript has a single exon.
AUGCACCGAGUGGUCUCCAACCAGCGCUCGGUCUCCUCCUCCUCCGGCUCCUUCCAGGCUCCCCCGCCGCCUCCCCCCGCCGCUGCCGGGGAUCUGCAGCCCCUCUUUCUGGGCAGCGGCGGCGGCGGCGGCGGCGGCGUCAGCAGCACCAGCAGCUCCAGCGGCGGCACCCGGAGGGGCAGGCGGGGCUCGGUCUCCAACUCGGCCUCGACCCGGACCCGCAGCAGCGACCGCAGCAGCAGCGACCGCAGCAGCAGCAGCAGCGACCGCAGCAGCGAGGAGGACGAGGACGAGGAAGGCGAAGCGGAAGAAGUCAAGCCGCUGGUGCCGGCGCAGGAGCCCGCCUCGGCGGCGGCCGCCGUUGCCAUUCCCGCCGAGGCCGCCUGUGCCUCGUCGGGCUUCAGCAGCUCCUCGUCAUCGGGCUGCACCAUGACCGCCGGCGAACUGUACGGGGCUCCGCUCGCCGGGCCGGGGGCGGCGCCGGGCCCGGCGGCCGGACUGCUGUGGGCAGGGGGCUCCGGCGGCGGCGGCGGCGCGGCGGGGCCGCGUUGGGGCUACCAGGCGCUGUCCCUGGUGCUGCUGCUGGGCCAGGGGGCGCUGCUGGACAUCUACCUGAUCGCCGUCACCGACCUGUACUGGUGCAGCUGGAUCGCCACCGACCUGGUGCUGGCCGCCGGCUGGAGCAUCUUCUUCUGCCGCAACAGCCGCGCGCGUCGGCGGGAGCGCCCGCUGGGGGCCGGAGGGGGCCACCCGGCGCCCCCGCCCUUGCACCCGCUGCUGGGUCACGGCCCCUACGGCGGCAGAGGCGGCGGCGGGGGGGCCUCGGGGGGCAAGGCGGGGGCCGCUCCUCGCGGCGGGGACUUCGCCUACGCCCACCUGGCCUGGCUGAUCUACGCCAUCGCCUUCACGCCCAAGGCGGCGCUCAUCCUGGGCACGUCCAUCCUGGAGCUGGUCGAGCUGCGCCUGCCGCUGGGCGCCACUGGCUUCCGCAUCACGCUGGCGCUCUCGGCCCCGCUGCUCUACUGCUUGCUGCGCGCCAUCAGCACGGAAGCAGGCGGCGGCCAGCUGCUCCUGCCGCCCCAGCCGCCACCCCAGCACCGCGCCUCCGCUGCCUUCCUGGCCACCUGCCUGGACCUGCUGGACAGCUUCACCCUCCUGGAGCUGCUGCUCCUGCAGCCGGGCCGGCCCGCCUUGCCCUUGCCGCCGCCCGUCCGGUACGUGCUCAUCGCCGUCUAUUUCCUGUGCCUGGCCUCGCCCGUGCUCUGGCUGUACGAGCUGAGCGCCCCGCGGGCCCCCGGCGCCGGCCGCCUGGCCCUGCACUGGCUGCUUCCCGCCGGACUCCUGGAUGCGCCCCUGCUGGCCCUGCGCUGCCUCCUGCUGGUGCGCUACCAGCAGCCGCUCUCCAUCUUCAUGCUCAAGAACCUCUUCUUCCUGGCCUGCCGUGGCUUGGAGGCCAUGGAGACCUGCUACCUUGUCCACUCUGCCAGCAGGCAGGGGGGCAAGGGCAAGAACGUGCCCGUCCUCUCCACAGGCGUCGGGGCCAGCCAGCUCAGCCACUGCAUCUCAGAGAACGACAUGGGGCCCCACGGCUAUGUCAACACGCUGGCUGUCGCUGCCCAGAGCUGAGGACGAAAGGGAGGGGGCUCCAAAGUCAGGCUGGGCGCCCAUCUACUCCUUGUAACUUUAUUUCUUAUCAAUCCAGUGUAGCUG